AUGACCCCGGCCCUCUACGCCGCACCGCCCGAGCAGUGGAAAGGCCCUCCCUGCGCCUACCCGCCGAUUGAGGUCGUAGCCAAAAUCUUUCGGGAGUGGUGCAAGCUAUUGGAUCUGCCAACCGAGCCGGUGCCGCCACCCCACGUCCUUCAACAGCUGGCGCAGGGCGGAGAGUGCUUGAGGAGCUGCAUCCAGUUCGUGUCGCGCAGCUCCGAGCCUCACUGCGUUCAGCAGGACGAAGAGGUCGCCGAUCAGCGCUCGCAGAGGGCUGUCAAUGUCCUUUGCCUGGGGCUAUCAGGGUCGCAGUGGUAUUAUCCAUCUUUGGGCGACCUCUUGCAUUUGUCUUGCUGCGAACUCCUGGGCGGUCUCCAGCCGCCCUCCCGCGGCGCCAGCCACCACAUCUGCACGGCUCUGCAGCGUUUGCUCCUCACUCACGAGGCGGACGUAGUCCCUGCGCUGCUUUAUAGCCACGCCCCCUUCCUGCUCCUGCGCUCCUUGGACCGUCCCGGCUGCUCGGAGCUGCUCCAGACUCUGCUAGGUGGCGACGCAGUACUCUCACGAACGCCUCCUCUUCCCGGCAGGCCACUCCAAGUUCAAUCGCUGUGGCAGGUGCAGCAGUACCUCAUUGCUUAUCAGUGGCCUGCUUGCGUGGAGUCGGUGGCAUCCCAAGGUGCCAAGCAGCCGGCUGCCAGGGGCAGCGAGUCCUGCUUCUCCACACCCAGCAGGUGCAAGCAGCCGACCACACCGCCGAGCACACCCGGGCCGAAGGCAGGCUGCCAAAGCCCAGGCACUUUGCUCGGAUGGAUGGCCGAGGCUACCCCGUGCUCCACGCCACAGCGCUUUCCGCGCGCCAGGGAGGUGCAGGGCGCCGCUCCCUUCGAGUCGUUACCGGCGCAGAUCUCCUCACCCUCCACGGAGGUCGUCUACGCAGAGAGAGUGCCAGCACGACCGUCGUUGCCAGCCACACCUGAGGGCCGAGAGCCCAGCGCCAGUCCGCCUCGCAGCCCCCCAGGCAGUGGAGUGCAGACGUCAAGGUCGGACCUAGCUGAUUCCGCUUGCACGCAAGGCGCAGGAGUCCUGCUGGACUUCCUCACGAGUCUGCUCUACACCAUGAAGCGACCCUCGAAGGCCGCCUUUGGGCAUCAGCUGUUGGAAGUCAUGGCGAAGGAAAUCUUUGCGAUUCUGGCAUGGUCUGUACCAGAAGAAGUCGAGGCAGACCGGCCGAGGGCCUGGGAGGAUCCGAACAGCGAGGGCAGGUCCGAGGCGGCGCUUGCAGAGGAGAUGGCAAUGCUUUGGAGUCUCAGCUUCUUGGUGUUGCCGGUGGCUGGGCAGUUUACCUACGAGGCCGGCACCACUCAGCCAACACCGACCGUGGAGAGCAAUUGUUUCCAAGAGGAGUUGUCCUCCAACCAGGUCUACGAGCAGAGGUUGUCCCAAAUGUUCAAUGGGUCUUCCAACAGAGUCUGCCCUGGGACGACAGGCCUCUUUGUCAACAAGCCAUGCACGUGGGCUGCCGGCAAGGCCACCAUGACGGUGGCGCCUGUCAUCAAUCAGUGCCAUUGGUCGCUGAGGAAUUUCCACUGGCAUGAUAGCUCCGACGAGUGGAGCUACAUGGUCAAGGGUGUGAUGCAAUUCUACUUGACAUCUCCAAACGGCGAGCCAUGGCAGUCGUCCAUCAACAAUGUGGCUGCAGGAGGAGUGUGGUUCUUCCCACGAGGCUGGCCACAUGCCUUUGUUUGCGUCUCGGAGGAGGGCUGCAACUAUGUCCUUACCUUUAACGGCCCGCAGGCGGUUGCCGUGAACGAUCACAUGAUCGCGGAGACACUAGCACAGGCGCCAUCCAACAUUGCGGCCUACUCGAUGGGCAUGAGUCAAGGUGAAUGGGCAACAGCGAAGCCUUCGGCGGAGGGCUUCACUUCAUAUUUCUUCUCCAAGGUGGACCCUGCCAAGUUCAAGUGGCUACCAGAGACAGCUUCCCUUCCUGCCGGGGUGAACCGCAGCGUGGAAGUGGAGGAUACUCGCCCUGGCCUGGGGCAGGGCAUCAGGGUCUUCAACAUCAGGCAGGAACAGUUCCCUUUUGCCACGAGAAUGUCACAGCAGCGCAUCGUUUUCCAGCCAGGUGGCUUCCGUUCCCUGGUUUGGAUCACGAAUGCCGCGGCGACUAUGACAGUCAUCAGUGGCCAUGUGAAUGCAUCGACGCAAGGCGGCAUCAGUGGCGGUUUUGAGACGGAGUACUCCUCCAAGUCAUACACCUCCACAAACCUGGGCCCUUUCGAUGCGUUCUACUUCCCGAUCCGCCGUGCCUACUGGAUCGCAGAGGCCACCGGCACUGAGCCCGCCGAGGUGAUCGUCGUGUUCGAAGUGGGGAACUGGCAAGCUUUGGAGGCCCGGGAUGGUUUCGGCUGCUCCAACCCGCUGGGGGCGCCAUGGGCAUAUGAUGCUGCCGCCGGAGGCAUCGAGUGUCCACAGACAGCCCCUGGUUUGACGCAGAAAAGCCAGCCGCGUCUCAAGAAGCUCCGUCAUCACGAUGGCAACUCCGAGGUCCAGUCGUUCAUGCAGCAGCCGGAGUCUGAGGGCAGCGAUGAGCUAUAG
Symbiodinium sp. CCMP2592 is the source of this 2592-nucleotide messenger RNA. The record is from the annotation of a GenBank genome assembly. Lineage: Eukaryota; Dinophyceae; Suessiales; Symbiodiniaceae.